GUGUCUCUUCUCAGGAGCUGCUGUGCUUGUCCUCCUCCACCCUUGGGCUUUCCCUGUGUUACAAGAACUCCUGAACUGAUUGCUGAUGGUUUCAGGAAUGCUUUGGGCAUCCCAGUCUUUCAGAGAGCAGGUUUUGGUGGUUGUGCUGUCACAUGGAUAAGGAAUUGACUGCAUGGCCAUAUCUGAAGAUUUCCAGGCAGCAUCUCAUCCAGCAGCUGCCAAGUUUCACUUCCAGCUGCAGCUUCAGGCAGCAGAAGGCCUUCCUCUGCCUCACCAGCAGGAAGCUGCAGUCUCUGCUGAGGUUCCAGGCUAUAUAAGAGCAGGGUCAGGGUCAGAGCCAGGCUCAGAAAGCGUCAGGGAUCCGGAGCACCAGAAGUGCAGGAUUCUGGACAUUUCCUCGUGUUUUUCCUCCUGAAUUCUUGAAGUGGUGCCCAAGUCCUUCUUCACAACCCUGCCUUGUCUACCAGGCCUGACAAGUGGCUGUGUGCUGCCUCGCUUGGGCCGCGUGCCCUGGUGCCCUGCGUCCGCUGGAAAGCUGAGCGUCACCACCAGGAGCACCUGCUGGGAGCCAUGGAGUCCCAGGAGAAGAGAGCAGAGGAUUUGGAAAAGGCAAAUCUUGCUAAACAACUGCUGGCAGAAACAUUUCAGAGCGAAGGACUGGAUGGAGGAUACUGGCUUCCCAAGCUGAUGAAGGUAUUAGGUGUGAAAUCAAAAGAAGCCUUGAAGCAUCUGCAAUAUGAAGAUUAUCUGAAGCUGGAGAGUGAGGUACGGUACCCCUGGGAGAAAACGGCACUCCGAAAGCUUCUCCAAAUUACAGACAACAAAGCAACUGCUGAGGAGCUGCAGAAGCAGCGCCUGGAGAUGAUGAAGCAGAGGCAAGAAGAAACUAAGCGAGCCAUGCAGGAGCUGAAAGAUAUGCAUCAGAGCCACAGCUAUAGCAAGGAGAUGAUAACACAGAAAGAGGAGGCACUAUGGCAAGCCAUGGACAUUCCCAGGGAGUACUGGGCACCACCAGAGAAGGCCUUGGCAGAUGUGCUUGCAAGCAUCCAGAAGCAACUGGAGCAGCAGGAGAUGUCCUUGGGCAGGAGUGAGAAUGUCUCUGAUGAGGAGGUCCUGAGACGGGCAUCAGGAGGCCUGGCUCUGCAGGGCGUUUACCGAACCAACAGCCUGGCAGAUGUGCUGACAAAGCGAGAGCAGCUCAUCAGAGUCCCCACGGGUUUCAAGCUUGCUGGCCCGGAGCAAGGGUCUCUGCUUGAGAGGAAGGAGUUCUCCUCCUCUGCAGCAGAAGCCAAUUUCACCAAGUCCAUGGAGCCGGGGUUCAGCCUAAGCGUUUCUGCCAAAGCCGGGUUCUGGGGCAUCAGUGUUGAAGAAGGUGAAGAUUACAGCAGCUCCUCACGCAAGGAAGACACUCACCACUCACGUUCAGAGCAGACAUACAUUUGUACCACCAAGUACCAGUACACCCCUCUGGCCUCCUGCUACUUCCAAAAGGACCAGCUUCGCCUCUCAGAUGGGGCCCUGAGAGAGCUGCAAUGCAUCGAGGAGCUUCUGAGCAUCACCCAGGAGGCAGACAGGCUCAACAUGCUGAAGAGCAGGUGUGCCAGCUUCUUCAGCAGGUUUGGGUCCCACCUCAACCAGGGACCCCUCCACUUCGGGGGCAUAUUCUGGUGGAAAGCAUCUUCCGAAGGAUUCAGGGAAGAGCAAAGGGAAGAGAUGAAGCAACAAGCAUCUGAAGCACUGAACUGCUUUGUCAGGGCAAGCUUCAGCAGCUUUGCUGUCAGUGUGGGAAUGAAUGUUGACGUUUCAAAGUCCAGCUCACAGGCAUCACUUGAGAGAAGCGAUAGAGGCAGCAGCCACACAGCGAUUCAGCUCUCCGUGACCAACACAGGGGGUCCAUCAGAGACAGAUUGCCUUGCCCAGUGGAAGUGUGGGCUUGUGGCCAGUAACACAACCUGGUGUGUUAUCGACAGGGGCUUUCAGCUGAUCCCAGUGUGGGACAUAAUCCUGUCCAACCACAGCGGUGAUUUUAAAUCCACCUAUCAGAUGAGCAGCAGCCUCAGGGCUGCAUAUGAAGCACUCACGAAUCACAGUGUUGGCACAGUGUUUGGAGAGGAACUGGCCAGUGCUGUGGAAGAGGCCAGAUCAUUUCUGGAGCACGUGAAGACCUGGGAGGUCACUGGGGAUGAAAGGAAACUGCUCACACUGAUUGAUUUCAAACAGGCUCUGUAUGAAAAAGCAAAAAAUCUCAGUGUCUGGAUCAAUGUAUGCCUGUCACAUAAGGCAUUGCAGGAGUUCCUGGUGAAUACUGUUCUGUUUUGCCAAAAAUCAGCUCCACAAAACAUCAUCUACAUCAAAUCUCUGCUGCAGUGCCUGCUGCAUCCUCACAUCUAUUCUGUUAAGGACUUCCCCAGGGCUUCCUUCAUUAUGCAAUGGAUUUUCAACACUGAGCACACGUUUCCCAAAACUCCCAAUAUUUCUGAGAUUCAGGACCUCAUCAAGACAUUGCUGCAAAUGAAGGAGCACAUUCAGGAAGUCACCUACUCCCCAGCCACCUCUGUAUCUGCCAUUCAUGAAACUUCACAGAUCGAGUUCCCUCUCUGGUCCCUCAGCCAAAUCAAAAAGAGCUGGAAAGGAACAGCAAAAUCAGGAGAGCAGACAGAAAGGAGCAGCUACACAAACAAACUCAUUUAUCAGGCAGAGACACCCAUCGUGUCCUUCAUACGCAUCGGCAGCUCUCCUUCCUCUUCCAAGUCUCAGCUCCUGAAUGCUCUGCUGAGCAAACAAAAACACGACACAUUUUUCCAUCGGCAUUGCAGAGGCAGCGCCAAGGAUUGCUUGCUGAUGAAAGGUGUGGUGGAGAUCUCCUGGUAUUGUCCCCGUGGUAGCGACGAUGACAUUUUUGACAGCUGUGUUGCUUUCUGUAACCUGCACGGAGAUGCCAGGGAUCACGAGCCACAGCUGAGCUUCUUGCAGGAGAUCUCUGCUGUGAACGUGGUUCUCGUUUCUGAGUCUGAUCAGGGUGAUAGGAAAGGCAGGAGAAUUUUACAGGACCUGUGGCAGUCUCAGAGGCCCUUGGUUUGUCUUUUCACUGAGAAAGAGAACAUUGCAGCUGGCCGAUCUAGCCAGAACAUAAGAAUAGGUAUCAAGAACAGGAGUGAAGCAGAAUUAAUGGGCGAGCUGACAAAAACAAUCCGAGAUCUCCUGGAGGGCUCAAGCACACUCUCUAGCCUCGAUAUGUGUCUGGGCACAGCUCGCCAGCAUGGCUUCAUAGUUGAUGAAGAUGCAGAAGCAUGUGUGAUAGCCAAAGAAAAGGCAAACGAGCUGGUGAAACUGCUGAAGGGAGAGCAGCUGUCUGAGAUCAAAUCAAAGCUACUGCCUCUUCAAGGAAAACUGUGGUACAAUUGGUGUAAAAAGGACAGAGAACUCACUCGCUUACAGGAGAAGAGGAACAAGAGCAUAGAACAUCAUCGGAGUCAAAUUGAAUGUGACAAAGCUGCAAUAAGAAGAAAGCAACUGGACACGGUAUACCCCUUCAAUCAGCUGAUGCAAUCAUUCCUUGGCUUUCUCCAGUCACAGCCAGGCAACACCAAGAAAUAUUUCCUGCAGUGGAUGAAGAUAUUCAUGGACGACCUGUCCUCCGAUCGCCUUGAUGAACUGAAGAGAGACUAUCAUCAGUUAUGGUCUCAAAUGUUGGCAAUGAAGAAAAGCAAUGAAGAAAACAACCCCAAAACUGUAAUGAUGAAAAGGUUAGAUUCCCUUUCCAAUGAAAUCAGUGAUUCAUCCGUUGGCCUUGAGCAUAUUUUGAGAGAGGUAGGGCAGAUUUAUGAAGCUCUUGAAUCAACCGAUACCAAACAUGUUUGUUUUCUCAAACUACCUGAAAUUGCAGCUGAUCUGAUGGUUUCAGGGUAUCCCAUUGAGCUGAUGGAUGGCGAUGUUUCUUAUGUACCCUUACAAUGGGUUGCAGCAAUCUUUGACAGGUUAAUUGAGAGGUUAGGUGACAAGCGAGUCUUUGUCCUCUCCGUGCUUGGUAUCCAGAGCACAGGGAAGUCAACCCUACUGAACGCCAUGUUCGGUCUCCAGUUCAAUGUCAGUGCCGGCAGAUGCACCCGGGGAGCUUUUAUGCAGCUCAUUAAAGUGGACGAGAAGCUGCAGCAAGAUGUGAACUUUGAUUACAUGCUGGUUGUGGACACGGAAGGUCUUCGUGCCAUAGAGAUGGCCAAUAAGCACUCACUGAAUCAUGACAACGAGCUGGCCACCUUUGUCAUUGGCAUUGGCAACAUGACUCUGAUCAACAUCUUUGGAGAGAACCCUUCCGAAAUGCAAGACAUCCUUCAGAUUGCAGUGCAGGCUUUUCUGAGGAUGAAGCAAGUCAAGCUUUCCCCAAGCUGCCUGUUUGUGCAUCAAAAUGUGGGCGAAAUAACGGCAAAGGAACAGAACAUGGAAGGACAAAGGCGUCUGCAGCAGAAGCUGGAUGAAAUGACAGUGACAGCAGCCCAGCAGGAAUUCUGUGACAUCACCUGCUUCAGUGAUGUCAUCCGCUUUGACGUGAACACCCACAUUCAUUACUUUGCUCACCUGUGGGAGGGUAACCCGCCAAUGGCACCACCCAACCCCACCUACAGCCAGAACGUCCAGCAAUUAAAGAGCAAAAUUCUCCAAGACGCCAAGAAGGAAUCUCCGGGCAGUGUUCUGAGGCUCUCCAGCUUGAAAGUUCGUAUUAGUGACCUGUGGAACGCCUUGCGGAAUGAAAACUUCAUUUUCAGCUUCAAGAACUCGUUGGAAAUUGCUGCAUACAAGAAACUGGAAACCUCCUUUAGUCAAUGGACCUGGAAACUGAGAAGGCACGUCUUAGACCUGCAAAUGCAACUGGACAAUAAGAUUCGGAAUGGAGAGCUGGAGAAAGUCACCAUGAAAGAGCUUGAAAAUCUGGUGCAAGAAACAAGUGAUGCCAUCACCAAAGACGUGGAGAAGUUCUUCAGUGAAGACAGAGACUGUGAGAUACUGAUUCAGUGGAAAAGUAGGACGGAACUGAAUCUGAAAGAGCUAAAAGCGUCCCUUCUUGAUGAAACCAAGAGGAAGUGUGAGAAACUUCUAGAAAUAAAGAAGAGCCAAAGUCGACUGGAUGAGAGGAAAUCUGAAUAUGAAAGUGAGCUCCUGAAAAAGAGCAGGGAGCUGGCUCUGUUAAAAAGCCAGGAAUUAAGUGAGCAAGAAUUGAGGAGGAACUUUGAUUCCCUCUGGAUGACCUGGGUUACUGAAGUGUCUUCUAAUGCUCCCACUCUGGAAGAGGUGAACAUCGAUUUUGAAAUAGACGAUGUCCUUCUCAAACACUUUAAGGAGGGUUCAAAUAUAGCUGAUCGAAUCUUGAAAUCUUCCAAGCAGACCACCUUUUCACUUGAUGAGAAGAAACACAUAUCCCAGAAGAGGUAUUUGGACAAAUUUGUGUCUUAUUUUCGUGAGUCUGAUUUGAGCACCUUACAGCACAUUACAGACCGCAUCAUAAGGCGUGUGCAGGAAAACAUUGACCAGAAGGAAAAGGACAAAAUGGAUUACUGUCACACUUUUAUUCAUGAAAUACUAAAUGAAGUGCAGGAAGGUAUGAAAACUGUCCCUAGCUCAGAAAAACAUCAUUUUACAAAAGAUUACGAGAUAGAUCUUUCAGUGUAUCUGUGCAGAAUGGCAGCAGCCAGGUUUAAAGACAUGCACGCAGCCUUCAGGAAAGCAAAUGACCCAGUCAUCUACCUGGAGAGCAAGAGAGAAGAUUUCUUCAAAUGUUUCCAGAUUUCUUGCCAAGGUGCCACUUCUAUCACAACAUUUGCUGAUUUCCUGUGCAGCAAGAUCGACCCAGGUCUUCGCCUGGCCAUCUAUGACAAGACAGCUCUUGUCAUAGCUGAACGUAUGAGGAGUGAAAUACGAGACUUCAAUGGCAGUAGGGCCAAUCUGGAAGUUUGCAUACUGAAAUACCUGGCACAGGGAGAAAAUUUUGAAAAAUUCAAGCUGUACAUUCGUUCCCCAGCAGACUUUUUGGAGAGUUAUAUUCAGACACAUGUGAAGACAUACUGUUUAGAUGAGAACAGUCGUCUGGUGAUGUUUUUAAAUGAAACUCUUACCCAGUACUAUGAAAAAAUUCAGAAAGCUGUGUUUACAUCAACCACAGUUGUUAAAGACAGAAGAGUCAGCAAUAAGAUAAUCUCUCUUUGGCUGGAUGAAUUCUGCAGAGAACUUGGAGGGGUCCUAAGAUUGCCCAGGAGUGACCUGGUUGGCAUUGAACAUCUGGAGAUAACAGACAUAGAGUUCCUGAAUAACGCCAUGACGGAGGCACUUUCUCCCCUGAGGGAUCGUCUCAAGGAAGAGUUUGCUCGUGCUGAUUUGAGCUCAUUUGAAAAGCAGCCUCACACAAUACUGCUGGAACAGUUUCCAGGGUGCAAGGCACAGUGUCCAUUUUGUUGGGCAGUUUGCACAAACACUGUGCCAAACCAUGAUGGAGACCACCAACUUGUCUUCCAUCGUCCUCAAUUUUUGGGCGGAUACAAAUGGGUUUACACAGACAACCUUGUCAUUGAUAUUUGUUCCAGCCUUGUUGCCAGCGACUGUUACUUCAUUCAUCCCGGUUACCCUAGGACCCUAUGCAAGAAAUACCGAGAUGCAGGACAUCCAUUUUCUACUUGGAACAUUCUUCCUGACACAUCUAUGCAAAAAUACUGGAAAUGGUUUGUGUGUCAUUUCAGGGCACAGCUAGAAGAAUUCUACAAUGGUAAAUUUGAUGGCAGAGGAGAAAUCCCUGCUUCGUGGCACAAAAUUACAAAGCAGGAAGCGCUUGACGAACUGAGGUAGGCUUAGUUGACACAAAGGAAAAUCUGCAACUGCACUGCAUGUUAGAAGACCAUGACAUGAGAAUAUCCACAAAAUAUUGUUGCAAAAAUUAUGGCCUUCAAGAAUGUCAAAAGGACUGCAUCUAACUGCUCAUAAAGCUGGGCAAAAUGAGGUGUUCUACUCCUGACGCUCCUCAGAAAUGCUCCUCCUUCAUGAUAAAGUCAAACUCCUUUCCUUCCUUGCCAUAAAUGCCCGCAUCAGCUUUGUCUUAGAGCAAAAAAAGAAACAAUGCAUUUCUGCAGCACUCAUGCAUACAACCAAGGUUAAGACCAAGGCAGCAUUAGAAAGUACCAAAUUAUCUGCACCUAUGUAAAAAUAAAUGACUCUGGCAAAAGAAUAGCUUCCCUGCAGGAAAUCCUUGUCACACUGAAAGAAAGGACAGUGAUGUCUGAGUGCGGGUAAACAUUUGUGGGGAGCUAAAAACCCCUUCUUGCUAAACUUAGUUCUCAGCUCCGUUAUAGUGAUUUAAAUCCAUGUUCAUUAAGUAUCCUUCCCACAACUUCUGUGAGCUCCUGCUCAGGUCCCCUGGAGAACUUACGUCCAUCUUGCAGAAAAUCCAACUACAUUUAGCAUGUGCUUAGAUUCUGGGCAAAAGCCGCUUGUAUAACCAACAUAGAGAAUUAGUUACCUCUGCAGCUUCCUCAGUAGACAUCAGCAGUACUGUUGAUCCUCCUGGAGACUUUGUGAUUCGCUGUAACCAUUUGUAGACUUUGCUAUUAAACUGGUAGAGUUGGACUGGA
Phasianus colchicus (ring-necked pheasant) is the source of this 7610-nucleotide messenger RNA. The record is from RefSeq and is a predicted model, not a curated record. Lineage: Eukaryota; Metazoa; Chordata; Aves; Galliformes; Phasianidae.